AAAUUGCCCGAGGAGCAGGGGGCGAGAGCAGAGUGAGUGCGGAUAAUCUGUGAGUGAUCGGCUGAAGGAGCUCCGGAUCGCAGCCUUACCCCCACGACCAGGCCAGUGCAGCAUGGUGGCGGUCAGCUCCAAGCUGCUGCUUAUCCCGGGAGAGCAGCCGACGGGGCUGGAUGUGGGGCGGCAUGUGUCGCUGGUUUACCCGGCACAGGGUGGCCCACUACUCGCCCCCUCGCCCGCUCUCAGCCACUCGCACCGCAAACGGCAGCGACUCACACACCUCAGCCCCGAGGAGAAGGCGAUGCGCAGGAAGCUGAAAAACCGAGUGGCGGCGCAGACAGCCCGGGACAGGAAAAAAGCUCGCAUGUCCGAGCUGGAGGAUCAGGUGUCGGAGAUGGAGUCGGAGAAUCAGAAACUACAAAUUGAGAACAGACUUCUGCAUGAGAAGACCCACAGCCUAAUGACAGAGAAUCAGGAACUCCGACAGAGGCUGGGGAUGGAAGCUCUGGAUACAGAAAAAGAGAAGGUACUUCUACAGGCCAGGGUGGAUGAAAUGAGCCUGGCGGCCGGGUCCGCUGAGUCCGCAGUACUCAGACUACGUGUGCCUCUGCAGCAGGUGCAGGCCCAGCCGCUAGCCAGGCUGAUAACUUCCACAUGGAUACUGACAGCAUUGACUCUUCAGACUCUGAGUCUGAUCUCUUCCUGGGCAUUCUGGACUAUUUUGACCCAGAAACCUUGCUCAGAUUCACUGAAGGGUGCAGGCCCUUUGAGCUGGGAGAAUGUGCCUAUGGUGAAAAUGUUGGUUCCUUACCAGCCUCCACCUCUGUGUCUCUGGGGGCCCCAUCAACAAAGCUGGAAGCCAUUAAUGAAAUGAUCCACUCUGACCACUUCUACCACAAACCAUUGGCCGAGGCCAGCCUUGUCCAGAGCAGUGAAACUGGCGUCAAAAUUGAGCAAGCAUCUUUUGGUGGCACCAAUGAAGUAAUUGCAGAAGAAGCCCCUUUGCCAAUGGAGCUCAAAGAGGAACCUUUGGAAGAUGAGCUCAUCGCUGAACUGCGACUUGCAAACAACCUUUCAUCCA
Molecule: messenger RNA, 1078 nt
Organism: Leucoraja erinaceus (little skate)
Lineage: Eukaryota; Metazoa; Chordata; Chondrichthyes; Rajiformes; Rajidae
Gene: xbp1
Product: X-box binding protein 1
Exons: 5
Coding region: 113-871 (252 amino acids)
Cellular component (GO): nucleus
Molecular function (GO): DNA-binding transcription factor activity, RNA polymerase II-specific; RNA polymerase II transcription regulatory region sequence-specific DNA binding
Source: RefSeq, a predicted model, not a curated record